GGUAGAGGAUGGUUAUGUCUGGGAAGCUGCUUGUGAACUCCUGAAGGUGUGUAGGAAAAUAAAAGCAGCAAAUACCUCGCUGGAGACAGAGAACCUUCCAAUCAUUGAAGCUUCGAUAUAAAAGUUCACUGAAGACGUGAGUGCCACAAGUUCCUGCAGCGUCACCUCGGCCCAGCUGCGCACCUGUCGCCCGAGGAUGCACGUAACGUUGGUGGGGCUGUUCCUGUAGAAGUCUUUAUUAUUAUUACGUUAUUAUUGGGCCUAUGCUAUUUUUAAUAUUGUUACGAAAAUAUGAUUACUUUUGUUAUUCUUAUCAUCAUCAUUAGUAUCUUCAUCAGUAGCAGUAGUGACAGUAUUUGUAAUAUUUUCAUAGUAGUAGUAGUAGUAGUAGUAGUAGUAGUAGUAGUAGUAGCAGUGGUAGUGGCGGAAGCAGCAGUGGUAGCAUUAAUAUUAUAUAGUCACGGUAACAGCAGGUAAUGGUAGUAGUAGUUAGCAGUAGUAGUUAUUGUUAGUUUUUAUUGUAUUGCUGUUUUUGCUUUUUUCUUUAUCUUUUUAACAGGUCAAUGGUCGGACAUGGUCCCAUGUCCGACGUACGGUAAUGGUUGGCGCCAGGCCCUCCCUUCAUUGUGGCUUGCAGUUGACUUUCCAGUAGGCAUCCUCCUCUUUCUGCUGGCUGACAUCUUCCUGCCAGCUUCUUCCUACUCGCUGGCUGACGGACUUCCCUGCAAGCCUCUUCCCUGCUGGCCGACAUCUUACCAGUUUCUUCCCUACUGGUUGGCUGACGGUCUUCCUGCUAGUCUCCUAUACAUCGUCUGCGGCCUCGUCACAGCGGGCUGAGGAGUUUCUGCCGACCUGUUUUCAGCACACUCUUCUUCCUGAUGGACUCUAACCCUUCUGCUGGGUGAUGGUCGCCCUGCUGCCUUCUGCUCAUCGGAAGAGGAAAGAUUGACACGCAGGCUGCUGGCAUUGCAUAGACCGACCACUCCUGCUACCGAAAUCAAUGAGAAUAAGACUAAUGAGCUCACCAAUAUAUGUCAACUAGUGAUUUAUCAUCAGUGUGUUGUGAGGCAUGAAUGAGUGUGAAUGAGCAAAUCAACUUUUACAUGAGUACUCAAUGAUAUGUUUCUCCUUACUCCCAUUCUUUUCACCACACACUCAUAUUUUCUUAUUUCAACCCAUCAACCUCAGUCACACUUCUCUUUCAGGGCUUUUUUUUCAUAGGUAAUGUCCUCCAGUCAGCAUUUUUCACUUCUCAUAUCAUUAUUAAUCUCUCUUAAACAUUUCUACGGUGUGGUGGUUAUGGGGAUGUCCUCGUCUUCCUAAUGCUAUUGUCGCCAUCCUCUUCCUCGUCAUCCUUCUUUACCGCUGUCAUCGUCGUCCUCACCACGGUCAUCGUCACCCAAAAACAGACAAGGAUCCAAUUUUGGGUCCUCAGCCGCUCAGCCCUGAUAUUCUGCCUGACGAGGACGUUAAGUACAGUCAGACAACGAUAUACCACUGGCCCACCGCCCCCAAGAACAUGACCACCUCGGACGGGAGGGAUGCCCAGUACCUCUACACGAAUGGCCCAAGUGGCUUCGGCAAUGGGGUGGAGUUUGUGGCCAACUCUAAACAGUGCCUGGUGCAUAAGAACUAUCUGAAUCCCUCUGACGUGUGCACCGGGAACCCCAAACGCUGCACCGCGGGCCUCAGCCUCAGCCUGUGGUAUAAGGGCGCGCAGGGCCUGGACAAGGACUGGGAGCAUGUGACCAUGGACCUCAACGACCUGUCUAUUAUGGAGGUCAUCGUCUCCACAGGUGGCGACAUGAAGGGCCACCCAGGAAUCGCCAUCUACCAGCAGGGCUUGACCACUUCGGCCGUCGUGUCCACUGGGGCAGAGUACUGGAAUGUGUCCUCCAUAGGCAUGAUCACCAACAACAAGUGGACCAACAUGGCCAUCAGCUGGAGCAAGGAUAAUGGAUUGCAGCUGUACAUUGACAGGAGCCUCGUCGGGUCAGUCAAGUACCCAACCGCAAGCCCCAGUGUCCUGACAGGCCUUAGGCCCUCGGAGAUUAUGCUGGGCUGCCACAAGGACGCCACUAACACCACCUACCGGGGCUUCAACGCUGCGGCCUUUGACGAGCUCGCCAUCUGGAACACGUCCCUCGUUGGAGAUAGGGUUAUGUACUUCAUGGGCGGCUAUAUCAAAGCGUACGAGGAUGUAACUCUGGAGGAGAUGGGCACCUUGGUGGACGAGGCCGACAUGAAUAAUCCUGACAUCGCUGCCGCAGCCUUCGAGAUCACAGCCCAGAAGACCUACUCGGAGGAGGUGCCCAGUGACGCUCUUGUAGCACCGCCCCCCCCGACCACUGCCGCCACCACCACUACCACAGAAUCUGGCCAGACACCAUUCACCACUGGAGACACAGCCAUGAUCACUGUGGUGCCUGACUCGAAGGAUAAGCAGGGCUUCAUGGACAAGAUCAAGUUGCACAAAAAGCUAAUCAAAACCUCCCCAGCGGGUGUGGAAGUUUCCCAGCUUGGAAAAAUGCUUAAACUGGUGGAUGUAGUGAGCAGCCUCUUCGUGGAUCAAAACAAAGAGUUCAUGAAUGAGCUUGUCACUGAGAUGCUGGAGACAGAAGAAGAGCAGAGGAAAGCUAAAAUAGAUCCCCUUGAAAUAACACAAGAUCUCUCUAACUGGACUCUGAAUGUCUUGGUAAACAUGGACCUUGGCAACAGAACAGAGAUGCUCCAUACUGUCAAAGAGGCAGACAAUUUCAUCGUCAAUGUGUUCAAGGCCCCGCUGUCGAAGCACAGGCAAGGGACAGGCAACUACGUUGUGGCUCCCGAUUGCAGCAUGAUGGUUGAGAAGAACUCCUGGAACAACACCUGUAAUAGAGUUGCAGUACCAAACCUCAUAGUAACUCACCCCAACUGCAGUGAUCGGAUUUUCAACACUGUGGUAACAAGUUCGCGCAACCUCCACCUUGUCUCCCCAACCACAGUGAACGGCUCAGUCUUCAACACAAAGCGCCAGCAUGAGUUCAAUUCUAUGAUGCUCAGCGUGGAGGCGAAAGCCAACCCUGCCCUGACCGUUGAUGGGAAGGUGAACAAGAUGGCCCCCAAGUGUGACCCAGACCCUGCUGCCCUGCUGGAGACGCCAAUAAGGAUGAAGUUUUUCCUGCUGAACAAGGACCCGGCACCACUGAGACAGCUAAAGUUCCACGAGAAUGAGGUUGUGCAGCGGGUUGAGAGUCGUCACUGCGUGUGGUGGAAUGCAAACACAAGUCAGUGGGACUCGACGGGCUGCGUGGUAAUGUUCAAAUCGGAGUUGUACACCAAGUGCGCAUGUGCCCACUUCGGGAUGUUUGCUGUGAUGGAUGAGCUGGUGGAGCCCAAGGUGGCUCCAGUAGACUACCUGUGGCUCACGGUGCUGCGCUACGUGGGUUAUGCGCUCUCCGUCCUCUUCAUCAUUGUCUACAUUAUUACCGUCCUUGUGUCACGUGACCUGAAGGACCAGUUUCACCUGAUGGGCAUGAACCUGGCAGUGGCGGUGCUGGUGGGGUCUGUCGCCAUGGUGGCCAGUGACCUGCAUGCCGUGAGGGACGACCGCCACUGGUGCACCGCCAUUGGCACCCUCAUACACUUCUUCUGCCAGGCUGCAGGGGCAUGGGUCAUCUGCCUGGGCCACGCUGCACACCGGGCUGUUACUGCUGGUGUGAUUGGAGGGAGACUCAAGAGUUACCUCACCAUCUCCUGGGGCCUGCCACUCAUCUCUGUGGGCCUCACCUACCUGCUCUACCUCAUGGACUUGGGAGAGGACCCUCGCUGCUUCAUCUCCUGGGAAAACCCACCCAAAUUUAUCUUCUUUGGGUUCCAAAUUGUGUUCGUCAUUGUCUCGGGUGGAUGUGCCUGCGUCGUGCUGUGCAACAUGUCCACCACUGCCCUCAGAAAGGACAACCUGAUUGAUGACUACGGGUCAUUCUGCCAAGGAGCUGCCUACCUGCUACUCUUCUUUGACGUCACCUGGCUCUUCGGCAUACCCUGCUACAUACGACUGCGCGGGAUUAAGACGGAUUUCUACCCAAUAUUCCAAGUGCUGAACUCCUGGAUGGGGGUUGUUCUCUUCCUCUUCAUCGGCUUGGCUUCUCGGAGGUUCAAGAUGGUGGUGGCGGGCCAGGCCAAGAUGAGGAGAGAGAUGCUGAAGGGAUACGCCUUUGGGAAGCACAGCAAGAUGAAGAAGGACGCCAAUGACCCAGGUCUCUCUCCUUCACCCUCCCCUGCUGUUAAGCCUAAGUCCGCUCAGUCCAAGGCCAAAUCACUGAUCAAGAGUGCCAGCUCCAGGGGAAGCGCUACCAAGCGCUCCGCCUCUCGCAACUCUGCAUCAGAUUAAACUUCCCUAUGCUCGAGACCACCUGUUGGAUACUAUGUGGAAGGACCUGCCUGCCUGCACCGAAGUCUUUGUGUGCUGUCCAUUGACCCGUCCGCUUCGAUUGGCACGGAUUUGGCUUUCAAUGGUAGCUUGGUAACAUAUAUUCCCAGGUCUUUCUCUGCCUCUGUGGUGGAUAGUGGAGUGUUUCCCAUGUGGUAUUGGUGUGCUGGAUAUCCCCUCCCAAGGCUCAUGACUUCACAUUUUUCUUCAUUGCAUUGUAGCAGCCACUUUUUGUUCUAUUCCUGUAGCUUGGUGAUGUCUUCUUGUAGGAAAUCCGCAGUCAUGGGGUUAAUAUGCCAUGUAAGGGGGUUCAUUGGCAAAGACCAUAAGUGAAAGGGUGUAUGGUAGAUCAUUCAUAUGUAGUAAUACUGAUUUGUAGUGUAGGAGUGGCAUUAUUAACUAUCGUGAAAGCCUAUUAGUUCAUGCUCUGCCCUUGUAUAUUGUAAUGUUGAAAAGGUGUGAACAAAACGAAGUAAGAAAUGGCUUCCCUAAGAGGCUAAGUAUGGGACAAAAAUGUAUCUCAGAUUGUACAGCUCUUAGAGGGAUCCUGAAUCUUAGGUCAGUAUUAUAAGACACAUUCGCUUGUCACAUCAACUAUUUCUAAAGGUCAAAGAGGGGAUCAUUCGGGUUCUAAUGAGUGUUUCUUUACGUUCACGGUACAGAAGAAAGGUCAUACUACCACCAGGGUCAUAAAACUACUUCUGGAAAUGCCACAAACUCCUACGAAAGCCUUGUUAAAUACUUGAACUUGUUUGACGAAAUGUUUAGUAAUUAUUAUUGUUUGAUAUUUGCUGUGUACGCUAUUGAGGUUGAAGGUACAUCUGGUAUAUGGCGCCAAUAACUCUGCACGUGUUUUUUGACGAUAUCCUGACUGCUUGUGCACAGGUUUUGUCCUAAGGUUGAAAUAAAAGCAAAUGACCAAAAGAGACAUUAUUACUUGAAGGGCCGAUCAAGUAAUAAUGAAACGUUGAAUAUUGUUACUAUUUGAAUACUAGGCUAAGAAUAUUUAGUGCAAUAAUAAAAAGUUAACCAUUAA
Molecule: messenger RNA, 5447 nt
Organism: Eriocheir sinensis (Chinese mitten crab)
Lineage: Eukaryota; Metazoa; Arthropoda; Malacostraca; Decapoda; Varunidae
Exons: 22
Coding region: 1520-4372 (950 amino acids)
Biological process (GO): cell surface receptor signaling pathway; adenylate cyclase-activating G protein-coupled receptor signaling pathway
Cellular component (GO): membrane
Molecular function (GO): G protein-coupled receptor activity
Source: RefSeq, a predicted model, not a curated record